AUGCGUGUUCAAUUAGCCUGUCUCCAAAUUUCCCCUAGUGUUCAAUUAGCAUGUCUCCAAACUUCACCUAGUGUUCAAUUAGCCUGUCUCCAAAUUACCCCUAGUGUUCAAUUAGCCUGUCUCCAAACUACCCCUAGUGUGCAAUUAGCCUGUCUCCAAACUUCCCCUAGUGUUCAAUUAGCCUGUCUCCAAACAACCCCUAGUGUUGAAUUAGCCUGUCUCCAAACUACCCCUAGUGUUCAAUUAGCAUGUCGCCAAACUUCCCCUAGUGUUCAAUUAGCCUGUCUCCAAAUUACCCCUAGUGUUCAAUUAGCCUGUCUCCAAACUUCCCCUAGUGUUCAAUUAGCAUUUCGCCAAACUUCCCCUAGUGUUCAAUUAGCCUGUCUCCAAACUACCCCUAGUGUUCAAUUAGCAUUUCGCCAAACUUCCCCUAGUGUUCAAUUAGCCUGUCUCCAAAUUUCCCCUAGUGUUCAAUUUGCCUGUCUCCAAACUACCCCUAGUGGAGUGGUUUGUAUCUAUCUAUCUAUCUAUCUAUCUAUCUAUCUAUCUAUCUAUCUAUCUAUGUAA
Acanthosepion pharaonis is the source of this 567-nucleotide messenger RNA. The record is from the annotation of a GenBank genome assembly. Lineage: Eukaryota; Metazoa; Mollusca; Cephalopoda; Sepiida; Sepiidae.